Molecule: messenger RNA, 5209 nt
Organism: Anastrepha obliqua
Lineage: Eukaryota; Metazoa; Arthropoda; Insecta; Diptera; Tephritidae
Gene: MYPT-75D
Product: protein phosphatase 1 regulatory subunit 16A
Exons: 9
Coding region: 1856-4213 (785 amino acids)
Cellular component (GO): cytoplasm
Molecular function (GO): phosphatase regulator activity; enzyme inhibitor activity; protein binding
Source: RefSeq, a predicted model, not a curated record
AGCGUCUAAGCGUAGCGUGAAAAAGUUUGCUCGUAAAAAGAUUUGCAAUUAUUUAUCUAUAGAAAUGAUAUAUUGCUGGCGGCGCGUAAUAUAACAAUAACACAGCAAAUAAAUAAAGUGUGCAAAAAAAACAACAAAAAAAAGGGAAAAAUAUAACAGCAAGCGAGAAAUAUUUGUGAAUUAUUAUUUGAUUUUUGGUUUUUUCUGUUUUGAGAAAUAUAUAAUAAUGCUAUAUAUUUUAAGCAAAAUACCAAAGUGUCAUUGAGUGAUCAGACGGUGGUAGCGGUCAGUGAUUGUUGCAAAAAUUGUUUCACAAUAACAAAUGGGGGAAACAACAAAAGAACCAUGUCAAGCGCAGAAAUAAAUUGGCAUAGAAACUCGCAAUAUUAAACUUUAUCAAUUGAACAAUAAAAUUUACAUUGGUAUCAAUAAUCAAUGCUGUUUGUUUUACUUUUAUUUCUCAAACGAUGUGACAUUUUCACGUGAUUGUCAUUAAAUAGCGCGCUCGCCUUCUCUUCGACAACCUGUCCACACCACAUCCCACACAUUUGACCGCAAGUAAUUUAUUUCCAAUGGAGAAAAUAAAAAAAACAACAAACAAGUGCACACAAUCAACGGUAGAUAAGGCAGGCAGGCAGCAAUAAAAAUAAACAACAAAUUUCAAGUGUUAAAUAUUCUCUUCUUUUUUGCGCGUAUGUGUAGAGUAAAAGUAAUUAAAAACGGAAAACGGCAAUUUGUUGCUGGUAAUAACUGUAGUGUGCGUCUGUGCGUUUGUUUGGUGUUUUAAUUUUUUUUGUUCUUACUUCUUUUGUGCUUUUGCCUGCACUCUUCACAUUUUAACUAUGAAUUGGCAGAUCUGUGCGUUGACUACUCGAUGGAGCUGCCUAUGAAGCAGCAACUCAAUUCCGUCAGUCAGUCAGUCAAUCACCUGCGUGCAGCAAUCAAUUCUGUGUCGCAGCACCGGGCUGCGUUUCAUUGUUCCAUGCUGCUACUGCUGCUGCUGUUGUUGACCUGCGUUUGCAAGUGAAGCCGUUGAAGUCGUGGUACUGUGCAAUUUGUAAGCAUAGCCGGCGAAGUGUAUUCAACAGAAAAAAUAAAUAAUAAAAAAAAAACAACAAGAACAAAUGAAAAAUACAACAAAAGUUAAAGUUGAAAAUUUCACUCAUCUACUGUCUUUUACCGGAGUCAGCAAAUGUUAACAUCCAAGCUAAAUAUUUCCAACUACAUCACCAUAACGCAACUUGUGGAGCACAAAAGCGAAACGAAAUGACAAUAUAAGACUGAACUUAACAAAACAAAUACAAAAACGAGAUCGCAAGCAAAGUGUAAGGAACGUGUGACCAAACAAAAUAAUUAAGUCACAGAGACGACGAAUGUAUGAAUUCUACAAACGAUUAGACUACGAGUAGAUUGACAAGUUGGUGAUUGCGCAUGCGCACCGCUAGUAUGUGAGUAAUCCGCCGCAUAGUGGGUAGCACUAGGCCAGGAACGGCGCUGCAAAUAAGCGGUCAAACCAGCAAAACUUGCCACUGAAACAAACACACAAAAAAGCAACAAAAGUAGAACAAAUUAUUUUAAUUAAUUGCAAAUUCUAUGCAAUACCGCCACAAAAAAAACAUCUAACAAAAGCUUUCAGCAACAUAAAAGCCAACCGCGCGCUGAAAGCGAAAUCAGUAUGAAGCGAUUUGCAUUUGUUUUUUAACGUCUCCUCAACACGCACUCACACAUAUAUUAACGUACACUUACACAAGUAUAUACAGUAAACCAAAAUUUACAUAUCAACGCGUCAGCGUGCGCUUCAAAGGCGAAGAUAAGCAAUAAAUAUUCAACAGCAACUCCCAAUUAGCCAGCAAAGAUGGUCAAGGGCAUUCUAGUGAAUCGCAAGGCGGAUGACUCGCACAAGGCGCAACUGAAAAUGGAGCAUGCCGACCUAGUCGCCGAGAUGCAGACGGUGGAAAAUCUACCAACGCAUGAACGACUACAGUUGGCGCGUCUCCGCCGCGCACAACAGCUAAAGGUCGCGCGUCAAAAGGAGAAGGAAUGGCUAAAAUUACAACGCGCCAAAGGUAAUGCGACCUCGGCGCUCAACAACAGCCAUACGACACACCAUUUCCGUUCCAGCUCUAGCAGCGGCAGUCGGCAUAUAUCCUUUGAAAGCAGCGUGGUACUGCUGGAGGCGGCCAGUCGUAAUGAUAUGCAUGAAGUGGCCGAGCUGUUGGAGCGUGGCAUUACGCCAGAUGCGGCGAAUGAGGAUGGCUUGACGGCGUUGCAUCAAUGUUGCAUCGAUAAUAAUGUGGAGAUGUUGCAGCUGUUGUUGGAGUAUGGUGCGAAUGUGGAUGCGCAGGAUAGUGACAAGUGGACACCGUUGCAUGCGGCAGCGACAUGCGGCCACUUGGAGUUGGUGCGCAUACUAAUCGAUCAUGGUGCGAAUUUGCUGGCGGUGAAUACGGAUGGCAAUAUGCCGUAUGAUCUGUGCGACGAUGAGAAUACAUUGGACUACAUUGAGGCUGAGAUGUCAAAGCGUGGCGUGACGCAGGAGCUGAUUGAUGAGACGCGUUCGUCGACGGAACGUCAAAUGUUGAAGGAUUUAAUGGAGGUGGCGCGAACCGGUGGCGAUUUGGAGGAGCCGGAUAACCAGGGCGCGACACCACUGCACAUAGCCGCGGCGAAUGGUUAUGUGCGCGUGGUGGAGUUCCUGCUGGAGAUGCACGUCAAUGUAGAUGCUGUGGAUAAGGAUAUGUGGUCACCAGUGCACGCGGCAGCGUGUUGGGGGCAUUUGGAGGUGCUGGAGAUGCUUGCGCAAUGCGGUGCUGAUCUGAAUGCUAAAAACAAAGACGAUGAAACGCCUUCAGACAUUUGCGAGGAUCCCGAGAUACGAGAACGCAUUGAACAGUUGAAGACAGAGCAGGAGAGCAAACGUCUGGCAGAGGCGCAACGUCGCCGUGUGCGCCGUUCACAAAGCAACAAUACGCGCGCGCAAUCGGUGCGUCGCACUUCGCUGCGCGACAAAACGCUAACAACCAAAAAAGACGCCGUCGAAGAGGCACGUCUACGUUUGCAAGCACAAGAAGUGUUCAUUGCACCGGAUAGUGUGACGCUCUCCGAUGCGAAUGGACUUAGCAACAACACUACCAAUCAUCAUUCCACGUUGGCGCUACUGGAUGGCGUCAACGACACAACAGCCGCAACAACAACAUCCGCCUCGACAAACGACUACAAUUGGCUAACGAAAGUGCCAACAAAUAAUAACAACAACCCCAACAAUAAUAAUAACAAUACGAUUAGUACUAAUAACAACAACGAUAAGAAAAUUGCAGCCUACACUGCUGCGACGGCGACAGCGAGCACGACAACGACAAAUGGCAGUGCCAACUCAUAUCUGCCACACUCACUGUCCGCCAUCGAUGUUAUGGACGCUUCAUCGCAUACGUAUAAUUCUCGUCGACCACCAGAAGGUCGCGAGAAUGAUGAAUUGCAAUUGAACGCCUAUAAAGCGAGUGGUGAACAUCAUCGUUCCACAUCGGCGACCGCGAUGAUUGUCAGCGAUCGUAAUAUGGCGGCGGCAGCUACAUCGACCGCUGGGCCGGAUGCAGUGCACAUACAGUCCAGCAAGGAGGCGGCGAAUGGCAAGAUAAAUGUGCAAGUGACGGUGCUAGUGGACACCACAAAUACCCAUCAGCAUCAACAACAACAGCAACAACAACUAAGUCAACUGCAAAUGCCUAAUACGGCUAUGUCGGCCACGCUUAUCCAACCACAUACACUCUCUUUGGAGAGCCUCAAUUCUGCCUCCGCUUCUUAUGCCGCAGCCACAUUGGCAAAUUUGAAGAAGCAACGUUCACUUUCGCGCACAAACAAUGUAUUGAUUAGUGAAAAUGGUUCUGUUCUAGGAGCCGCCAACAACACCAGCAACACGAUCAACAACCAUCUGCAUGCUGGCAGCACCAACAACAACAAUUUAAUACUUGCUGGCGAAACUACAGGCGGUGGUGCAGUGCAUCAACAACCCCUCAGCGGUGGUCUACAUCCUAGUCUUUUGGAGUUCAAUGGCGCCGGCAAUGGUGGCGGUGGUGGUGGUGGCGGUAGCAUAACAAGUGGUGGUGAACAGUCGACAGCUUACUCGAACGCUGCAGCGAUGAAUAAGUUCAGCGGCAUAACGGGCGAUGUUGUUAGUGAUAGUACGCGUUCCAAGAAAUGCUGUACGCUAAUGUGAAUGCAAAUGCGCACGAGUGGGUGGAGGAGCAGAGGGAGCAGUACGGUGAUGAGAGCAGCAUUUGUAAUGGGUUUACGUUGCAUGUGAAAUACGAAUGUAUGUAUGUAGGUAUGUAUGUACAAGUAGCUGGCAGCUCGAGUGCAGCAGCGUGGCACAAUGCAGUAUUUGCUGUCAAAUCAAUUUGAACUAACAGGGUAUUAACUAAUCAGUGCGUAUUUAAAGUUUGUUGCACUGCAAACACACACACACACACACACACACAAAAUUAAGCAGAAAUUACACUUUUUAAAUGUAAACACAAUUCAUCGCACACCAACCAAUUCGAUCGAAUGCUGCUGCGCUGCGCGCGCACGCACAAUGGAAUAUGGCAACCACAAGGUUUGGUUGUAGCAACCGGUGUUGGAGUGGGACGAAAAAUGCAAAUGUUUAAAAAAUGAGAAUAGUUAUAUAUAGAUAUAUGAAUUUGGUAAGUAUUUAAGGUUACCUGAAUUGCAAAAAGUAAAACCCAAAAAAAUUUUUUUAUAGAAGAUUAUAAAAAUGCCAUAAAAUAAAGAUUUAUUUCGGAAAGGAAAUUCCUUUUUGGUAAUUUUUCAUUAAACUCCAAAGCCGAAUUACCGCUUAAUAAUACAUAAAAUGUGGCCGAAUGAGUUGGUGCGUGGUUACCAUUCGGAAGUUCACAGGCUCGAAACCCUGAACACGAAACACCAAAUCAUAGAAAAAUAUUUUACUAAUGGCAAACGGCCGAAUGUAUUUAUGCCAUGAAAAAGCGCCUCACAAAAAAAAAAAAAAAAAUUAUCUGCCGUUCGGAGGUGGCAUAAAACAGUAGGUCCUUCCAUUUGUAGAAAAAUAUCAAGACGCACGCCACAAAUAGGAGGAGGAACUCGGCCACACAUCCAGCCAACUAUAUAUAGGGUUUUUCAGUAAGAGCGCUUCAACUUUUGAACUUUUUUGAAUAAAACACAAACGGUUUGACUUUUUUAACAAUUUUUUUUUUUU